Messenger RNA from Lobosporangium transversale, 1971 nucleotides. Its product is annotated as putative diacylglycerol O-acyltransferase. The transcript is spliced from 3 exons. The record is from RefSeq and is a predicted model, not a curated record. Gene Ontology annotation, cellular component: endoplasmic reticulum membrane. Gene Ontology annotation, biological process: triglyceride biosynthetic process. The coding region runs from base 247 to 1908 and encodes 553 amino acids. Lineage: Eukaryota; Fungi; Mortierellomycota; Mortierellomycetes; Mortierellales; Mortierellaceae. Gene Ontology annotation, molecular function: diacylglycerol O-acyltransferase activity.
CUCUUAUUUCUUUCUCUUUCCUAUUUCAUUACCCUUCCUCUUUUUCCUCCACAACUCAUUUUACUCAUUAUUUCUGAUCGUUCUCUUCAUUAAAGAAACUAAAGUAUAUACUGUGUUCAACUGAUUGCAACAAAAGAACAUCAUGUAACAAGCAAACAAAAAAGCAAUUGUCAAUUUCAAUCAUUAAGAUUAACAUGGUCUCAUUUUUAUUCUCCUCAUUCUCAAUGUUUCAUUCUAGCUCUCGUCAUGACAACAAUAUCCAGGGCCUCGACGGCUACUGUGAGGUCUGAAGGAGAUAAAGACAUACUGUCCAGCAAUAAUAAUCCUCCUGCAGUGCAGGAUCCUACCUCUCACAAAAAGAAAAAGUCAACAUCGGAUUCAUAUCGUCAUACCUUUCCUGUUCACACGAAGAUUAUGCCCAGCCCAUUAUCUAAAGAAGCUCCACCAGAAAGCUACCGUGGAUUUGUCAAUCUUGGAAUGUUGCUUCUUUUCGGAAACAACAUUCGCUUGAUCAUCGAAAAUUAUCUCAAAUAUGGGUUCCUGCUCUCAUUCCCAGGAUCCAAUGUGUCGCGUCAAGACUGGAUCUUGACUGUACUCACCCAUGCACUCCUUCCUAUUAAUGUCCUAGUUGCUUACAAAUUGGAGGAAUGGGCCAUGAAGUUGGCUAUCGGAUUCAGAAAACGGCAUUUAGAUGAGAAGAGCGAAAGCAGACCUAAGAACAACAGCACCAACGGCAGGGAUACACGACCGCAUACGGUUAAGGAAAUCGCUAAAGCAAAUCAAUCGACUGUAGGCUGGCUCCAUGUCUUGAAUCUAUCUACUCUCUUGGCUUGGCCUUCCUUCAUGGCCUAUUUCAUGAUUUAUCACCCAUUCUUAGCCAUGACUUGUUUGAUGAAUGGAUUAGUCCUGUUUCUCAAGAUGACCUCUUUCGCAUUGGUGAAUCAAGACCUCAGAGCAGCUUAUAUUUUUGACACACCCAUGGAAAAACUUCAACAUGUUGCUGCAGUCCAUGGGCUUACUUCAAGGGGAGGAAAAGAUGAUGAGAAGACAAAAAAGCACACGAGCAAUAGUAAUAAUGGUGAAAGUGACAGUGACAACAGUAGCAGCAACGAAUCCUCCUCCUCAACAACAACAGCUGUAGAGGUUUUUCAGUAUGAUGUUCGUUAUCCUGACAACAUUACGCUCAAGAACGUGACCUACUUUUGGUUUGCUCCUACAUUAUGCUAUCAACCUUCCUAUCCUCGGACAACUGUGUUCCGCAAAUCAUUCUUCUUGAAACGCUGCCUUGAGAUCAUCACAUGCUUAGGAAUGAUGUAUUUUCUUAUCGAACAAUACGCUACUCCGACACUUCAGAACUCUGUCCGCGCAUUGGAUGAUCUAGCGUUUGGAACCAUCUUGGAACGUCUUUUGAAAUUGAGCACGACCAGCGUUGUCAUCUGGCUGAUCAUGUUCUACACCUUUUUCCACUCUUACCUUAAUGCAUUGGCAGAGGCAUUAUACUUCGGAGACCGUGUCUUUUAUUUGGCAUGGUGGAACAGCUCUCGUUUGAGCGAAUACUGGCGUCUGUGGAACAAGCCCGUAUACACUUUCUUUAAGCGCCAUGUUUACUUACCCAUGGUUACUUCGGGCUACAAACCAGCAGUGGCCUCAUUUGUGAUCUUUACAAUCUCGGCUGUCUUGCAUGAGGUCUUGAUUGGUAUCCCGACCCAUAUGGUUUACGGAUAUGCGUUCGCAGGCAUGUUCUUCCAGAUCCCUCUUAUUGCCUUGACUGAACCUCUGGGUCAUUGGCGUGGACGUGGAAGUGGACUGGGCAACAUGAUCUUCUGGGUUUCCUUCACUAUCUUGGGACAGCCGGCCUGUGCAAUGUUGUAUUAUUAUCAUUGGACCAAGCAGCGCAUGAAUGGUUAGAUGGAUAAAAUCGAUGAAAUAGAAUUAAUAGAAAACCAAAUAAAGCAAAAAAAAAAUCCAGCG